Cyclospora cayetanensis is the source of this 597-nucleotide messenger RNA. Its product is annotated as inosine triphosphate pyrophosphatase. The record is from RefSeq and is a predicted model, not a curated record. The transcript has 7 exons. Gene Ontology annotation, biological process: nucleoside triphosphate catabolic process. Gene Ontology annotation, cellular component: cytoplasm. Gene Ontology annotation, molecular function: nucleoside triphosphate diphosphatase activity. The coding region runs from base 1 to 597 and encodes 198 amino acids. NCBI's taxonomy places the organism in Eukaryota, Apicomplexa, Conoidasida, Eucoccidiorida, Eimeriidae.
AUGGCGCGGGCGAUUGUUUUCUUCUGUACUGGAAACCAAAACAAGCUCAUGGAAGUCCAGCGCUUGAUGGACGGAGUGCCUGUGGAAUUCAGAUCUCUGGAUGUCGACUUGCCGGAGCUGCAGGGAUCGCCCGCAGAUAUCGCGAAGGCCAAGUGUGAGGCUGCGUUGCAACACCGUCGCCAGACCACCGAUAGCAACCGUAGCGGAGUUCCCCAAUUCAUCUUCACCGAAGACACGGCUCUCUGCUUCAAUGCUCUUGGGGGGCUGCCUGGACCAUAUGUGAAGUGGUUUUUGAACAACUUAGGAGCCGAGGGCCUCCCGAAACUCCUUGCAGGAUUCGAAGACAAGACCGCUUACGCCCUCACCAGCCUCUGCAUUGCUGAUCAAGAAGGCCACCUUCAUCUUUUUGAAGGUCGCUGCGAUGGGUCGGUUGUAGAGCCAAGAGGGAAGAAAACGUUUGGCUGGGACUGUAUUUUUGAGGAGGCAAGCUCCGGCAAGACAUUCGGUGAAAUGACAACGGAGGAGAAGGCGGGUGUUUCACACAGAGGCCUCGCGAUAAAGCAGUUGAAGGAGUUCCUGCUGAAGGUCACCGCGUAA